Cheilinus undulatus (humphead wrasse) is the source of this 1188-nucleotide messenger RNA. It is a transcript of the gene mtnr1al, whose product is annotated as melatonin receptor type 1A like. Gene Ontology annotation, cellular component: membrane. Gene Ontology annotation, molecular function: melatonin receptor activity. The record is from RefSeq and is a predicted model, not a curated record. Gene Ontology annotation, biological process: G protein-coupled receptor signaling pathway. Lineage: Eukaryota; Metazoa; Chordata; Actinopteri; Labriformes; Labridae. The transcript is spliced from 2 exons. Bases 124 to 1188 code for a protein of 354 amino acids.
UUGAACAAAGUGUUGCCCCAACCAUACAUGCCACCCUGCAUCCAUAAUGACGUCACUCUACGGACAGAGUUCCCAUCAGCACCCAGACUCUGACCCACGCCCCCCGGUCAGCUGUGCGUUAUUAUGCUGAAUGGACCUUCCUUUCGCCGCCACGACCCGAUGCGACUCGUCGACCCGAGGCACCUCCCGCAACUGAUGUCCCUGGAGGACCAUGAGCCCACCAUGGUGGAGGGGACGCUGGGGCCCCGCAACUCCACGCCGGCAGGGGAGGAGGGGGCUCCGGGUCAGCAGCACCAGUCCUUCCCCUGGGUGGCGACCCUGCUGGCCGGCGUGCUCAUCACGACCAUCGUGGUGGAUGUUAUCGGGAACCUGCUGGUCAUCGUGUCCGUGUUCAGGAACAGGAAACUCAGGAAAGCAGGAAAUGCCUUUGUGGUCAGUCUGGCUCUUGCUGAUCUGGUAGUCGCCCUCUAUCCAUACCCGCUGGUGUUGACCGCCAUCUUCCAUGACGGCUGGAUCGCUGGUUACAUCCACUGUCAGAUCAGCGGCUUCCUCAUGGGCCUCAGCGUCAUCGGCUCCAUCUUCAACAUCACUGGAAUCGCCAUCAACCGCUACUGCUACAUCUGCCACAGCCUUAAAUACGACAAGCUCUUCUCCAACGGCAACACCAUGUGCUACGUCAUCCUCGUCUGGACGCUCACCAUCCUCGCCAUUGUGCCCAACUGGUUUGUGGAGUCGCUGCAGUAUGACCCGAGGGUGUACUCCUGCACCUUUGCCCAGUCGGUCAGCUCGCUCUACACCAUCACGGUGGUGGUGGUGCACUUCAUCCUGCCCAUCGGCAUCGUCACCUACUGCUACCUGCGCAUUUGGAUCCUCGUCAUCCAGGUGAGGCGGCGGGUCAAGCCGGACUCGAGGCCAAAGAUCAAGCCUCACGACCUACGCAACUUCCUCACCAUGUUUGUGGUGUUUGUGCUCUUUGCUGUCUGUUGGGCGCCGUUGAACUUCAUCGGCCUAGCGGUGGCGCUGGACUCAAGGCUAAGCCAAGCGAUACCAGAGUGGCUUUUUACAGCCAGCUACUUCAUGGCUUACUUCAACAGCUGCCUCAACGCCGUCGUCUACGGCGUCCUGAACCACAAUUUCAGGAAAGAGUACAAGAGGAUCGUCUUGAUCAUCUUCAAGUUUCAUUGCUGA